Lachancea lanzarotensis is the source of this 2505-nucleotide messenger RNA. It is a transcript of the gene VTC2, whose product is annotated as LALA0S08e04478g1_1. The coding region runs from base 1 to 2505 and encodes 834 amino acids. Lineage: Eukaryota; Fungi; Ascomycota; Saccharomycetes; Saccharomycetales; Saccharomycetaceae. The record is from RefSeq and is a predicted model, not a curated record. The transcript has a single exon. Gene Ontology annotation, cellular component: vacuolar transporter chaperone complex; fungal-type vacuole membrane.
AUGUUGUUUGGGGUUCGUAUGGCUAAUCAAAUGUAUCCGCCUUGGAAGGGCUCGUACAUGGACUACGAAAGGCUCAAGAAGCUGCUCAAGGAGUCUGUGAUCGAAAAAGCGGACUUCACAAGCAGAAAAUCCAACCGUCGGGAAAAUUCUUGGUCCGAAAAGGACGAAUCUGAGUUCGUUUCGGCGCUCGACGCAGAACUAGAAAAGGUUUACGGGUUCCAGAGCUCGAAAUUCAGCUCCAUCAUGGAAAAACUCAUCAACUUGGAGCGGAAAACGGACGACGAAGAAGCCGUCAAAUCGCUCGAUUUCAAAGCGUUCCAGCACAUCCUAGAAGAAAGCCUUACGGAGGCCCAAGAAUUGGACAAUUUUUGCCGUGUAAACUACACCGGUUUUAUCAAAAUCGUGAAAAAGCACGACAAGCUGCACCCCAAAUAUCCUUCUGUUAAGUCUUUACUCCAAGUCCGGUUGAAAGAGCUACCUUUCAACUCAGAAGAGUAUUCGCCUUUGCUGUACAAAAUUUCAUUCCUGUACAACAUUUUGAGAACCAAUACGCCCACAGUAUCGUCGUCUCUAGCCACCUCGGCCAAGCUGUCGAGUGUGCACAACCACGAAGAAAGCUCGUUCAAGAGCUACACUUUCUGGGUUCACCCUGACAAUAUCAUGGAGGUCAAGACUCGAAUCCUUAGACACCUGCCUGUUUUGGUCUACGCCUCUCCUCCAAACGAAAACAGCGAUUUGAUCGACAGGGUAGAAACGUCAGUUAUGAACUCUGACGUAUCCUUCAAUGCGCCUUCCAGCAGCAGCAGUAUUUCUGACGCCGACCCAAUGAGCACUAAAGGCUACGAUCCGGUGGUAAGAGCCGUAUACUUCGACAACGGCGCCUUCGAACUCUACAACGACAAGCUUUUGAAAUCGAGCUCCAACCCAACUCUUAGACUGAGAUGGUCAGGAAAACUGGCUGACAAGCCUGACAUUUUCUUGGAGAAAAGAACUUUCAUCGAUGAUAAGGCUACCGGCAUUUCUGAUUUCGAGGAGACUAGAUUAAAAUUGAAGCCCAAGUUCAUUAAUGGGUUCAUUUUCAAUGGAGAUCAAGAGUACAAGGAAAAGAGUCUAAAGAAACUCAAGGACCGUGGUUCUGCAGAGACGGAAACCAACAAAUGGAGUAAUGAUUUCGAUACCAUCCAGCAGUUUGUGCUCGAAAAUGAAUUGCAACCAGUUCUUAGAUCAAUGUACACAAGAACUGCAUUCCAAAUUCCCGGUGACAACCGGAUUAGAAUUAGCAUCGACUCCGAUCUUCUAUUCAUCAGAGAAGAUUCUUUCGAUGAAAACAAACCCAUCAGAGACCCCAAGAGCUGGCAUAGAACCGACAUAGACACCAACGUCGCCAACCCUCUAAAAUUUCUAAGACCUGGCGAAUUCUCUAAAUUCCCUUACGCCGUCUUGGACAUCAGAAUUAGAAACCCAGUCACGGAAGCUAAUAACAAUCGGAAAAGCGUGCAAUCCCAAUUCCCUGGCAAACAUGCGCAGUGGGUGGAAGAGCUGAUCAAUUCACAUCUGGUUAAGGAAGUAGCAAACUUUUCGAAGUACGCCCAAGGUGUAGCUUCGCUUUUUGGCGAAGACGAAAACUUGGACUUGCUGCCCUUUUGGCUGCCAGACUUGGAAAGUGACAUUCGGAAAGAUCCAAAGCAAGCUUAUGAAGACGAAAAAAAACGGAUUGAAGAGCAGAAGGAAAACCAGGCGCGUUUUGCAAAAUUAAAACGUCUGUCGGUGGUCCAAGCUCCUGGCGAAGACAGCGCGGGAUCUUCCGCCGCUGUACCCACAACACUAGUGAAAGACAGAGAGCCUGACUUGGAAGAUGCGGAAUCAUCGGAAGAUGAUGACGGCGAGCCGUCACCACUUUCUACUCGCCGCAAAAGACGUGACCACCCCCCAAACAUACUGGAUGUCUUGGUUGGCAGAAGUGGAAAGAUUACCGACGCCUAUUCGGAAGACGAGGAAGUAGAAUUGCCGCCUGGUGUCAAGAAGCCUACUUCCUACAUCAAGAACGCAGGCCCGGUAAAGGUGGAGGCCAAGGUAUGGUUGGCUAACGAAAGAACUUUCAACAGAUGGUUGUCUCUUACAACUUUGAUGAGUGUUCUGACGUUCUCUGUUUACAGUUCAGUGAGGAAGGCUGAGCAUCCUGAUUUGGCCAAUUUCGUUGCUUAUGUUUAUUUUGGUAUCACCCUUUUCACGGGACUUUGGUCUUACCACACCUACACCAGACGUCUCGAGGUUAUCAGAGCGAGAAGCGGCAAGCACCUUGAUGCUCCACUGGGGCCUUUGCUUGUUGCCACUGUUGUUAUCUUCACUCUUGUGGUCAAUUUCGUGCUUGCAUUCAGGGACGUUGCAAAGAGAAGACAAGAUGAUGUUACGGCCCUAUCUUCCAACGGCCAAUCUCAGCUGCCUGUCUUGGCGAGACAUGUUCAGCAAUGGGUUUUCUCGAUUGUUGGUGCGAAACAAGAUUAA